AUGGGGGGUCUCAAGCUCUGCAUUUUGCUGCUGCUGGGCACAUACACACUAGCCCAGCAAGAUGUGGGAAGUGUUGACGAACAACUUCCAGUUUGCUAUUUGGCCAAAAGAUUCAAGAACUUCCGCCGUUUUGUGUACGACUAUGAAACUGAAACGUUUAACGGCAUGAAUGGAGCCACCAAAGACAAGAGCGGCCCCAAAGUCUCCUGCAAAGUUGAGAUCGAAGUGCCCCAGACCUGUAGCUUUAUCCUCCGUACCACAGAGUGCUCUCUGAGCGAGAUCCAUGGCAUGGACACAGAAGGAAACCCAGUGUAUCAUCCUGCUGAGGGAGCUCUGGCUUUCAAAGCUGCUAUGGCUAAGAACCCCUUGAAGAUUACAGUCGAAGGACAGACUGAUGUCCGACUGUACGCCGGGGACGAUGACCCUGUCAACAUCCUGAACAUCAAGAGGGGAAUUGUCUCUGCCCUCAUGGUGCCAGUAAUGGAAGAGGAGAAGAACGACAGAAUGCCCACCGUCCAUGGACUGUGCCCCACCAACUUCAGCGUCAACGCCAGAGAGAACAUUGCCACCGAUGUGACUGUCAGCAGGGAUCUUUCCAAAUGUGACUAUUUCGUUUACCACAAGCAGGUCACAAGUCCCUUGGCCCUUAUCACUGGCAUGAACAACCGUCUGUUCAAGAUGAUUAGCAGCACCCAGACUUGCACCUACAAGUUUGACAACCAGAAGAAGCACAUGACCAUUGGAACCUGCACAGCGACACACAACUUCCUGCCCCUCUCCCCCCUUAAUGAAUAUGGAAUGUCUACUCUGGUGAAACAGACUUUGAAUCUAAGAGAGACCAGCAAGAUCAAUGAUAGAAUCUUUGACAUCAGUGAGUAUAUGUUCAACCACUUGAACUUGGCCAUGGAUGAAGCUGACGACAAGUCUCCUGUGCAGACCAAGGAUGCUGCCAUUGCCACCAUGCAGCAGCUGAACACCCUGUCACAGACCACUGAGGGCGAGGACCGUGCCAGCCUCUUCCACAAGCUGGUGUCUGAGCUGCGUGGCCUGAAAGUUGACGUUCUGGGAUCUGCUACUGAUGAAAUGAUGGACAUGUCCCAAUUUCUGACAUGGCAAGCUUUGACUCAGUGCGGCACCCCAGAAUGCACCAGCGCAAUGCUGAAGAUUCUCAGGACCUUUAACAAUGCUUCUCUUGAGGUUGACGCUACUGUCUACGCCCUGGGAAUGCUGUCUAACCCCUCCCGCCUUAUGGUGAAGGACAUGCUGGCAAUGGCUCAGUACAAGCAGAGCAAACCCAUCAUGUAUGCCCUGAGCAAUGCAGUUAGGAAACUGUACCAGGCUGAGCGCGUCACCCCCGAGAUCACUGCUGUCUCAGAGUUCAUGAUGUCCCUUCUGGGCACAGACUGCGCUGGAGAGAAAGAGCUGACCUUCCUGACCUUGAGGGUUAUUGGAAACAUGGGAGAUGCAAUGGAGGCUGCUGACGCUGCUGUAAAGACCACCCUGCUGAAGUGUAUGAGACAGCCUGCAACCACACUGUCUGUGCAGCUUGCUGCCAUCCAAGCUUUCAGACGCAUGUCUGCGACAGAUGAGGUUCGUUCUAACCUCCAGAGGGUGAGCCAGUAUCCCAAGGGUGCUGUGCAGAAGCGCCUGGCAGCGUACCUGAUCCUGAUGAGGAAUCCCCACGACAGUGACAUUGAGAUAGUGAAGAAGCUGCUUACGCAGGAGCAAAACACGCAGAUCAAGUCCUUUGUGACCUCCCAUGUCUACAAUAUAAUUUCCUCCACCGAUUCAGAGACCCAGAAGCUUGGUCAAAAGAUAAUGGAUGCCCUGAAGGACACUGAAGUCACCACACAUAGUGACUACGCCACAAAGUCUCGCAACUACAAGCUGGGCCUGGCACAAGGGAGCAUGCAGGCUGCCGUCCUGGGCAACAUUGUCUUUGAUCCAAGUAGCCAAUUGCCAAGGGAGGUUUUGCUGGAAACUACAUUGAAAGCUUUUGGUUUCAGCAUGGAUCUUUGGGAGAUUGGCAUGGAAGGGAGGGGCUUUGAGCCAACCAUUGAUGCUUUGUUUGGAAAGAACGGGUUCUUCCCUGACACUUUGGGCAAGACGAUGUACUGGACUUUAGACAAGAUACCACCAAAGAUGAAAGAGGAACUGGGGAAAUGGGUUUCUCCCCUGGACACAGCAGGACGAAAGAUUCCCGAAAAUCUUGUGAGAGAAAUUGUCCGCAACUUCAACAAGCUGGUAAAGGAUCUGCAGAGUCAAGAGGCCCCAGAGGCCAUGGCCUACCUGAAGAUAAUGGGAGCUGAGCUUGGCUACAUCAAGGGCAAUGAUCUGAAGUUUAUUGCUGAUAAUGCAAUGAUGUAUGCAGAGAUUUUCAUGAAGAUCAUUCCUACAAUGAUUGUGAAUAAUCUGAUGUCCAGCACUGACAAUGAGAUCUUUGCCCAUUACAUCUUCAUGGACCACAAAUUCAUCAUGCCAACAGCAUCUGGCCUGCCUCUGACAUUUGCUUUGUCUGGUACCUUCGCUCCUGGAGCAAAGGGAGGCCUUGCCAUGGCUCCAAAUAAGAGGGAGCUCGUUUUUUCACCCUCUGUUGGAGUUGAGUUUGUGACUAAGAUGGGAGUCCAUGUCCCUGAAUUUGUUGUGUCCGCUGUUGAACUGCACACCAACAUAUACCACGAGAGCACACUGAAUGCCAAGAUCACCAUGGAGCAGAACCAGGUCAAGCUUUCCAUACCUGCCCCACAGGGCACCACCAAGCUUGUGAGCAUCAGCAAUAAAGUGCUGAUUGUGGGUGCUGGUCAAGCUGCAGUGAUCCCACAUGCAGAGGUUGAAGAAAGCUGCAGACCCCUUUUCUCUGGAGUCAAAUACUGCACCAAAACACUCCGGGCCAGCACUGGAGAUAAUACUGCUGUUCCUUAUUUCCCCCUGAAUGGAGAGACUAAGUUUGCUGUGGACAUCAAGCCUUCUCACGAGGUGUCUGAGUACACAGCCACUAUCGCCUACAAACUCCUCAAUGAAGGAAAGGACGGCCACCAGAAGGUUGAUUCUUUGAAGUUUGCUCUGAGAGCUGAGGGUUCUAAGCCUACCGAGGCUACUGCCACCAUGAAGUACAACAGGAAUAGGAAUGUUUUCACCACCCAAAUUCAGGUACCUGACUUUGAUGUUGAGGCCGGCGUUAAGAUUGGCAUGACCGACAGUAGUGCCAAAGGAAAAUCCAUUACCCUCGAGAUCAACAACAAGAACGUGCCCCAGCUCUCUCUGAUUGGCCGUGCCAAGCUUCAGGCCAGGACAGAUGGCAUGCUGCAGGUUCAGCUGUUAGUCCCUUCACUCAGGACUGAUGCCGCCAUCACUGCUACCAUGAGCAAAGCUGAUGGAUUCACCAUGGAGAUCAAAAGUGAUGUCAAACUCCCAGAGACCUCCUCCAUUCAGGCAGUUACAUUCAAAUAUGGUGAAGACCAGGCUGAGAUUCAGUUGAUGUCCAACAUGAAUGCUGAUACUAAGAUCCUGGUGCCUUACACUGAAGCCCUUCAGGCCUGGAUCAGGCAGUUGGUGGAGGAUGUCAUGGAACAGCAGGUUGUCAAGACGGACAUGAAACUGCGUCAUGUCUUCAACAAGGCAGUCGAGGCCAGUGAUAUCUGGAUGGACAAGAUCUCAUCUGAUGUUCCUUCUGUUAAGACGCUGACAAACAGAAUUGCAAAUGUGGAAAUGCCCUCAAUGCCUGAAAAACUAUUCAUGAACCUUGAUAGCACAUUCAGAUACCAGUUCAACCAGGACCGUUUGACCAUCACUGUCCCUCUACCUCUUGGAGGAAAAUCAUCUGAGGAGCUUAGGAUACCUCAAAUGGUCAACUCCCCACACAUCUCAAUGCCUCAACUGGGCAUGGAUUUUGCCUCACAAGAUAUCCAAAUCCCCACUUUUACCAUCCCCUCUGAAUAUGAUCUCACCCUGCCUCUGAUGGGAAUGGUGGAGGCAUCUGCCAAAGUCAACAGCAACUAUUAUAACUGGGAGGCAACUAUGUCUGCUGGUAACAACACUGCAGAGUCUCCUAGCUACUCAGCUAAGUUCAGCGCCAUGGCCGACAGUCCAAUCAAACUUCUCUCAUUCUCAAACAGAGGAGCUACAACAAUUAAAGACACAGCAGACAAGACAAUGAAACUCACCAUUGAUGGUUCCCUGAACCAUAUGAUAAUGAACACAAGUUUUAAUUUGUUGGAAACUGUUGCUGUCACAGACAAUGUAAUGUUAACAGGAAGGUACAACAUCUAUGUCGUCGCGCCUGUGGGCCUGGAGACAUCGCUGACUAUUACCACCCAGGUCACCCUAGAUUCAAACAUGCUCUCUGGAGAUAUCAACACAGACGGAAGUGUGUCUGUUGGAUCCAUGAGUGCUAGCACCACUUAUCUCCACACCUUCUCUGUUGAGCCAGCAAAGAAAGAAGCUAAACUGGAGAGUACACUGAGGCUGAACUCUGAAAUCCUGAAGGUUGCCAACAAGAUCAAGGCAUCGUAUGCAAAUGAGGAACUUGUGAUUAGCACUAACACCAACAUGAACACUAACCCCAUCAAGCACACCACCAAAAUGAGCCUCAGCUACAAAGAUGUCAAGCUUACCAUCCAGUCUGACUCUGUGACCAAGGCUGAUGAGCGAAUGCUUCGUAGCCAAAUGGAGUUUGCUGCCUCUGAUGAACAGGCCAGCCUCAGGAUAGAGAAUCAAGCAGAUGACACAGAGAACCGUGCCUACUCUUUGUUAACUGGGUCCUUGAACCCCUCCGGCUUGGAGAUCAAUGCUGAUGCUUCUUUGAACGUCUUCUCCAGCCUUGCCUCUCACAAGGCUACCUUGGCCCUGAACAUGAAUGGCCUGACCACCAGCUGUACAACAACUGCUCAGCACAGCCCAAUGACCUUCGAGAAUGUUUUCCACGGUGGAGUUGACACAUCUGGUGCCACCGUGUCUCUCACUACUAAGGGAGCCGUUAAAGAGAACAAGGCUGAGCUCAAUAUUGAGGGAAAGAUUGCAAGCCGAGACAUGUAUGUCAACGGCAUUCUUAAGGGUAACCUCUUUGACAUCAACCACCUGAACAGAGUGAACUUCAGACUGAAUGAAGAUGGCUUGAUUCUCUCCAAUAACAUAGUGGAUCUCCUCAACGAGAUGAGGACCGAAAAUACCAACUCACUGUCUCUUACACUGAGAUCUUUCAUUCUCCGCUCCAAGACUGACAACUUCCUUGACAACAGGAACUCCUACAUGCAUGACAUCGGUAACAUGGAGCCUUUUACUGCCUCAGUUAAUGUGAAGAAUGACGUGAAGAUCAUGGAGAUUAACUUUGUGAAUGAUGCCCAGUUCAAGGCGGAGCCCUACAACAUAGAGCUGACUGGAACAAUGAUGGGAGUUUUCUCAAAGGAAGAGCUCAAGCACACUUAUGAAGUCAAGUUUGUUGAUAUGGUCUUUUCUACAAAGUGCAAUACCAUUGGUAAACUUCUGGGAGCUCAAAUUACACAUACCACUGAUAUGGAAGUUGCUGGUCUGACCAUGACAUUCAACAAUGUGGCUAACUUCAACUCACCAGUUCUUCGUAUAGACAGUACAGUCAAAACUGUUGCUGCGCCCUUCAUUUUGAACAUUGAUGCUAUUAUGAACUCAAAUGGUGCAGUGUCUCUUUAUGGGUUAGGACAGAGUGGUGAUGUAUACAGCAAAUUCCUCCUAAAGGCAGAACCUCUCCUGUUCACACAUUCAUUUGAGUACAGAGCCUCAACCACCCAUCAACUGGAAGCUGAAACACUAAUCAACACCAAUAUGGACAACAAAUUCAACAGCAUGCUGAGCCUCCAAGAGCAAAGUGUCACACUGAAGAUGGCAUCCACAGUAGACGAGCACACUUUCGACCAAGAAAUAAGUGCCUAUAACAAUGCAGAGAGAAUGGGUAUUGAGAUGUCAGGAGCUGUUUCAACUCCUCUCUUCAGUGAGGUCACUCAAGAUUACGCCAUCUCUGGAUUUGUGAAAUAUGACAAGAACAGUGACAGCCACUUCGUCCAGAUCCCAUUCAUUGAGCAUCUGCCUGCAGUUAUUGAAAACUUAAAGAGCACAGUGAUGAGGCUCAUGGACCAAAGCAUUGAGAUGCUGAAAGACAUCAACACCAAGUAUGAUAUCAGUGCCAAAAUGCAGAACAAAGUGUCAGAACUAAAGGAAGUUAUUGAUAGCUUUGACUUCAACCUCUUUGUCCAAGACCUGACAAAGUUUAUCAACUCCAUAGAAAAUGUCAUGACCAACCUGACAACCAAGUUCCCAACUGAUAAAUUCAUGAAUGUGCUGAAAUCAUUGAAGAAAGAGAUUAUGGCUUGGAUCCAGAGGCAUAACAUUGUUCACAACUUCCAUGUAAUUAAUGCCAAAAUAGAGAAGAUCCUUUCCAGCUAUGAGGUUGAAAAGAUGAUUGGGGCCAUCAUGGAUGAGGUUGUUAAAAUUAUGAAACAGUAUCAUGUGAGGGAAAUGAUGCAGUCUGCUGUUGCUGCUCUCAAGUCAAUUGACAUUGAGCCUUUGCUCAAAAAGGUUAUGGCACCUGUUCAGGAGCUUGUGAAUGAGCUGUAUUCUUUUAACUUCAAACAGCUGAUUGACGACAUGAGUGACUAUUUCAUGAGGAUGGUACAGAAAAUCCGAUCUUUUGAUUAUGACACAUUCACUAUGGAGUUGAAAGAGAAAGUUGCAGAUAUGAGCAAGAUUCCCUGUUUUGGAAAACUCUAUGGAGAGUUCAGAGUAACCUCCCCUCACUACACACUCAAAACCACUGCUGACCUCGAGAAUACCACAACUACAUCAGUCACACCAGAUUUCAAAAUCAGCCUGAACUCAAAGGCUUCGUCUACUUUGAAAGUUCUUGACUUCACAAUGAAUGCCAAUGCUUCAUUUGCUGCACCCAAGAUGAGUCGCCUGUCCAUAUCUGAGAACAUCAAAGUUGACCAGUCAUGUUUCACACUUGACCACAAGGGAACAAUGACCCUAUAUGGCCUGUCAGCUCAAGCUUCUGCUGAAACUACUGCAAAAGCUAACACUGAGUUAUAUGAUGCCGAGCUUAUCAACAAUGCAUUCUUUGCCCUUGAAAAUGGAGUUUCUGCCACUGUGGAGACAAGCUACAAACAUGAUCUCAAUAUGCCAUCCCUCAACAUUUUCAGUGGAACAUCAAUCAAUCAAAAGAAUGUCCUUCAGCUGGAUGCUGGUACUGCCAGUCUGACCAUUACUAACAUGGCCAAUGAAAAAUAUGCAGUUCGGGACUUUUCAGAUGAGGCAACCCACAAGAGUAAUAUGGAGGUGGUGAUGGAUCUCCACACAGCCAAAGUGACAUUCACUGGAGCAACAGGGAGCAGCCACUUCAAAAUGAAUCAGAAUGUUGUUGCUGAAAUCUGCAUUUUCCGCCAUGUAAUUAUUGAUGCCAAGUUUGAGACAGAAACACCUUUCAUGAAGGGCAGUGUUGCAGAUGUCAAAUUCCAGGCUAAGGCUGGAGACAUGAAAAUUGAUUUCACUGCCUCUCACAGUGCAGAGCUGACUGGACAGGUCGAGGGAACUCUCUCAAACUCGGCACUUGCUUUGGUCACACCCAGUGAGUUUAUGUUUGACACCAAGAACAAGGGAAAUGUCAAGGUUGCCCUUCCAUUCAAGCUGUCUGGAAAGAUGGAUCUCCAGAAUGACAUCUCUUUGACCCUGAACUCUGAAGUGCAGCAGGCUAGUAGUACAGGUCUGGCUAGAUUCAACCAGUACAAAUACUCCCAUUACUUCACCAUGGAUAAUGGUGACAGAGAAAUUAACAUAUUUUCCCAGAUCAAUGGAGAAGCUAAUCUGGAUGUACUGAAGGAGCCUAUCACCAUUCCUAAAAUAACUGUGCCAUUUGUUGGCAUGAUGACACCAAGAGUGGAAGACUACUCUCUGUGGGAAGACACCGGCCUGAGCAAACUCCUGACCACAACUCAGCAGACAUUUGACAUGAACUCCAAGCUGAAGUACAUGAAGAGCUCUGAGAUGAAAACCAUUGACAUUAAUGUAGAUCCAAUCAUCGAUUUAAUCAAUAAAAAUGUCAAAAAUCUUCAAAAGAAAGUGCUCAUUGGUAAGGAUAAGGCUGCUGCCAUCCUCGCUACAUCUUAUGACCAAGCAAAGGCAGAGUAUGAAAAGUAUAGCAUUGAGCUUCCCAAAACCAUUACAGUCCCGUCCUACAAAGUUCCAGUGAUGAAUGUCGAGGUGUCCACAUUCACCAUUCCUCUGCCCGACAUCAGUCUCAUCACAACACCUGCUCUGCAUGUUCCAUCUGCCCUCAGCAAGUUGACUCUUCCAAAAAUCACUCUCCCCAAGAUUCAGAGCAUCAGGAUUCCAGUACUGGGUGAUCUGACCUACGAGUUCUUCGUGAAAACCGCAAUGGUCACAGUCAAAACUGAUGCUAGCAUCCUUAACAAGGACAGCAUCAUCAUCAAACUUGAUGCUUCUUCAACCUCUGAAUUUGAGAUUCUGACUGGAAAGAUUGAGGGCAACACCAAUGUGAACACGGCCGGAGGAUUAAAAAUGGUCUCUGUCCUGUCUAUGAAACAUCCAAUGCUUGAGGGAAACCAUGAAAGCACCAUCACCAUAAGCUAUGAAAAUGUGGAUACCUCCAUCACCAAUUCAGCCAAGGUCAAUUUACCUGUCCUGAGUAUGGAAAUUGACCAGGAGAUUCUGGAAAAUUCAGAAGAAGGCAUUGUUGUCUCUAUGUCCACUCCAUCUGCAGGACUCAUUGCACUUCAAAUGCAGACUAAGCGUCCGGCACAAGUGAAAGCGAGACUCUAUGGUCGCUACCCGUCUGAGCCAACAACUGACAUUGAUAUCUUGGGUCUGAAGCUGUCUGUGAGGAACUCUGAGAAGCUAAACCUUCAGACAACCUGGAACAUGGAGAUGCCAUAUGAGAUGAUGCUGGGACUGAAGAAACAGGUGCCCGCAGUCAUGGAAAUGGUGUCUGAUCCUGCUGUCAGGACAUACAACACAAUCGGCAGACAUGCUAGAAGCCUUGAGCGUUCCUUCAAGCAAGCUAGAGAGCAGGGUAAAGUGGUGUUCAAGAGAGCUGUUGACAACUUUGCAGCAGUAAGUUCUUCUAAUUUUAUAAAAAAUGUCACAGAGAAAACCAUUUUGAUCCUCAAAGAGUACCAAAAGAAAGUUGAAAUUGUCCUGGAUGCUGUUGUUAAAUUUCUGAGAGAGACCAAGUUCCAGAUUCCCGGGUAUGAACAGAGGCUGUCUGGGCUUGAGAUCUACCAGAAAUACAGUGCUUUUGUCGCCGAUGUAUCUGAAGAGGCUGUUCACAAGGUCCCAGAGUACUUUGCCUCCAUGUUUACAUCUGUACUUGAUUAUGUCCAAGCCAUUGAGUUCACCAUUCCUGGGUCGAACAACAUUGUCAGUGGACGAGAAAUUCUUGAUAACUUGUUUUUCUUUUUGAGGAAGAUUCAGGACCAAGUGGUUGUGACUGUUAGGAAACUGGGGGGAAUCCAGCUGGAAGAUGUCAUUAAUAAAGUAUCUGCAUUUGUGCAGUUUACCACUGAACAAAGUGAAAAGUUUCUCCAAACCCUUAAAUCUCAGAAUGUAGAGAAGCUCUCCACCUUUGUGUCUGAUGUAUACAAUGAUGCCAUCAACUCUCCUGUGCUGGCUGAUGUUGCCAAGCGGGUUGAAAUGGCACACAAAAUUGUUAUAAAUUUUUUAAAAACGGUAAAAGAUAAGAUCCAGAAUAUUUUGGCUGACUUGUCUUAUGAACAACUUCAAGCUGACAUCCAGUCCUGGAUUGACUUAUUGGUAAAACGUGUGAAUGCGUUCCACAACAUUGUCAUAAAGACACUUAAGGAGAAAAGCAAAAGUGUGGAACCAUUUGUGAGAGUAGGUGACCGACAGAUGGAGGUUGACAUUCCUUUACCAUUUGUUUCCAAAUUCAACUAA
Cyclopterus lumpus (lumpfish) is the source of this 9933-nucleotide messenger RNA. RefSeq names its product apolipoprotein B-100-like. Gene Ontology annotation, cellular component: mature chylomicron; very-low-density lipoprotein particle; low-density lipoprotein particle. Gene Ontology annotation, biological process: lipoprotein transport; cholesterol transport; cholesterol homeostasis. Gene Ontology annotation, molecular function: low-density lipoprotein particle receptor binding; cholesterol transfer activity. NCBI's taxonomy places the organism in Eukaryota, Metazoa, Chordata, Actinopteri, Perciformes, Cyclopteridae. The record is from RefSeq and is a predicted model, not a curated record.